This is a messenger RNA of Etheostoma cragini (Arkansas darter), 853 nucleotides long. RefSeq lists its product as uncharacterized. The record is from RefSeq and is a predicted model, not a curated record. The transcript has 3 exons. Lineage: Eukaryota; Metazoa; Chordata; Actinopteri; Perciformes; Percidae. The coding region runs from base 17 to 748 and encodes 243 amino acids.
ACACUCAGAUGCCUGGAUGCGGAGAGCUAUCGCGUACCUCGGCCUGUGCGAGCAGUUCCUGGCCUUGUGCGCGGUGAGGGGGCAGUUCUUACCACCACCCGAGAUGCCCCCUCUCCCCUCCGCCGUCUGGCUGUUAACGGUGUACAGCCAUGACAUCCUGGCGCGGCUGGAGGAGUACAAGGCCAGGAUGACGUCAACCUUCGGGUCCAUCUUAAAGAUGGAUUCCACUAAGAAGGUGACGAAAAAGCUCGCAGGUACCGCUGCAGACACGGCCGCCUGGGUUACCAACGUGGGUAACGAGCACGGGCAGGUCCUCAUCAGUGUCCUCACCUGCUCCGAGGGCACAGAGGGCCUGUCCCCCAUGGCGGCCGGGUUGAUCAGGCGGUACCGACUCGCCGAGGUACCACCCCCCCAGCUGAUCUACGUGGAUCGCGACUGCUGCAGCCGAGUCGGCGUGUCAAAGACAGCUGCCUUGUUUCAGGAGUGGGGACAGCUCGUGGUGAGACUGGACAUCUGGCACCUGAUGCGGCGCUUCGCAUCAGGUGUCACCACAGAGACCCACGAGCUGUACGCCCCCUUCAUGAGGCAGCUGUCUCAUUGCAUCUUCGAGGUGGACUCGGGAGAUGCCCGCCGUCUCACGGAGGCUAAGCGGUCUCAGCUGGAGGGGCAGCACGGGAUGGUUGGCCUGACUGACGCCGAGGUCGUCAGGAGGAUCUCCAGGGAGGAGUGGAGGCUCCACUGUCGUUGACGGACACGUGGAGCUGAGGAGUCGACACUCCUUAUCCAGGACCUCCUAGAGACCUUCGGCGGACCAGCCGGGCGCAACAUCCUGGACAUCCCGUUGCUGGAUGCU